AUGGUAGCGACAUCUUCAAAGAGGACGUUGGAUCCGAAGGAGGAACAUUUGCCUGCUGACAAAACAUCCACUAAUUCAAGCAACACUAUAAUAUCUGAGUUGGCAACACAAGAGAAAUCCAGCUCUAGUGGUACUACACUAAAAUUAAUAGCUCUUAAUAUCAAGUCCAUAUCAGAUGAAGAUGUGGGAUAUAUCCAAAAUGUUGAAAGACUGUCUUUAAGGAAAAAUCACUUAACAUCCUUACCAGCGAGUUUCAAGAGGUUAUCAAGGCUGCAAUAUCUGGAUUUGCAUAAUAACAAUUUUAAAGAAAUCCCAUAUAUUUUGACACAAUGCCCUCAAUUAGAGAUCUUGGAUCUGUCCUCCAAUGAGAUUGAAGCAUUGCCAGAUGAAAUAUCAUCGUUUUGGCAAGAUAAUAUUCGUGUAUUAUCAUUGAAAGACAACAACGUUACUAGCAUACGUAAUUUGAAAUCGAUCACAAAAUUAAACAAGCUGAGCAUCUUGGAUUUAGAGGAUAAUAAAAUACCCAAAGAAGAGCUUGACCAAGUACAGAGUUAUACUCCAUUUCAUACGGGCAUCCCCAAAGAAGAAUAUUGGGCAAUUGCGAUAUCACGAUAUCUAAAAGAUCAUCCUAACCUACCUACUCCAGAACCUAAAAUAUCUAGAGCAGCGAAAAGAAUGGGAUUCAUAAAUACGAACUUGUCUAAUGGAGCAAUGAAUGAAAACAAUAUAAUUUCACUUGCCCCAAGUGCAAAUACAACUAUAAGUGCAUCUACUGCAAUGGUCUCAUCUAAUCAAACCUCUGCAACAUCUUUCAGUGGUACAGUCAAUGCAGAAUCAGAACAAAGUGGGGCAGUGAAUGGUACGGAACUAUACAAUCACACCAAAUAUAAUGACUACUUCAAGAGGUUGUCGAUUUUACCAGAAGAGUCAAUGAGUAACGGGCAUCAAAAAAUAUCGCAUGCAGAGUUGGUUGUUUCCUGUCGGAAGCUCCUAUUUAGUUUUACAGAAUGCCAACAAGCUAUCAGAAAAAUCGCCUCUUUCUGUAAAGAGAAGGCCGUAGCGGUUAAUGUAGUAUCAUUAUUAUACUCUGUCAGAUCACAUACUGAUAAUCUGGUGGAGGUCUUGCAGCAAACAGAGAACGAAGACGAAUCGCAUGAUCAGGCGUUAAUCAAGCUGUGCCUCACUAUCAUCACAAAUUUUAAACAAAUUAUAACAUUGUUGAGAAAAAAUUUUGAGAUUUUUUUCAAAGAAGACGAUCUAUGCUUCAUAAGGAUGUUUUAUAUGACAUUAAUGUGUGCUUAUAUGGAAAUGUAUAAUGCAUGGUCUUUUAUCAAAGAAGAUGAUCAAGUGUCCGGUUCUGCAAGUAAGGCACCCAAGAAACAUUCUUUUUCGAGGCACGAGACAUCGUCCAGUAGUAUCACAAGCGGUGGAGGACCCGCAGCAAGUACGACCAGUACACAUUGUAGCGGAAACAUAAAAUUACUGCCGAAAACAAGGAGCACAAGAACACCAUCUGCAUCUGCAUUGCUUUCAAAUAGUAAUAUUCUGACGGGUGAUACCACUGCUGUUCCUCUUUUAUCACCAAAUCUAAAUGGUGCACACACCCAUGGUCCAAUUUUGGGACACCAAAAUGCAAUAAGCAAUGGAAGUUCUCAAACGAACAUGAAUGAAGUAAAAACUACUAGCGAUACUAUUCCAAGGCAACAGCUGCUUCAGCACAAUAAAUCCAUCAGCGAUUCGAAAAAAGAGUCACAGGCGCAUGAACCUAAACAGCAUCCGGUUAUGACUUCUUCAAUAAUUAACGCAUCAAAUAGUAAUAACGUCUCGAAUGUUAAUAUAACCCCACCACCGAUGAAUGGUGGUGGUGCCGCGAACAGUAGUGCUAAUGUAGUGGAGACAAAUAUUGACAUUCAACUGUAUCAAACGUUGUCCACAGUAGUUAAAAUGGUGAGCGUUGUAUAUAACCAGUUAACUUCAGAGAUAUCCAAGAUAGCCAUUGCUAGCACCAUGGGAAAGCAAAUUUUGACGGACUCGCUAGCACCUAAAAUUCGUGAUUUGACGGAAACAUGUCGUCAAGCGAUGGAUUUAUCCAAACAAUUGAAUGAAAGGUUAAAUGUAUUAAUACCGAACGAUUCAAAUUCAGAGAAGUAUCUGACAUCUUUGGAGAAGCUGAAAACGUGGGAGAUAAUGAAUUCGUUCUUAAAAGUAAUAAUAUCAAUUCUGGCUAAUACUAAAAUCGUAAUGAGCGACGUGCCUAAUUUGAAUGAGCUGAGACCUAACCUAGCCAACUUGGCGAAGAUUACCAAGGAUGUCACUGUGAUAUUGGACUUGAGUUCAUACAAGGCUGUAUCAGUAAGCGCCAACUCUCCGGAGUAA
Messenger RNA from Saccharomyces cerevisiae S288C, 2376 nucleotides. RefSeq names its product Sog2p (gene SOG2). Lineage: Eukaryota; Fungi; Ascomycota; Saccharomycetes; Saccharomycetales; Saccharomycetaceae. The coding region runs from base 1 to 2376 and encodes 791 amino acids. The transcript has a single exon. Gene Ontology annotation, cellular component: cytoplasm. The record is from RefSeq and is marked reviewed.